AUGGAGCAAGGGCUUGCUUGGGCUCCCUCUCCAGGUGCGGGUCCUCCAAGCGCGGUUUUGCAGUUACUCUUGUCCCUUCCAUCAGAAAAUAACAUCUGGCUUUACAAGCAAGAGGAUACACAAAAUAGUUGGUCUCGUGAGAACUUCACCAGCCGGAUGAGCGUGUGGGAAAGCCACUGCGGACCGCCCGCCCCUCUGACGCAGGCUCGCGGGCGCCCGGGGGCCGGACGCCUGGCCGGGCUUCCCCUAGCGUUCCCGCUACCCACAAGGCCCCGCGCCUCGCCGCGCAUGCGCGGCGCCAACGGCCGUCUCAGGAAGAGGAAAAUGGAAUAA
Pipistrellus nathusii (Nathusius's pipistrelle) is the source of this 333-nucleotide messenger RNA. NCBI's taxonomy places the organism in Eukaryota, Metazoa, Chordata, Mammalia, Chiroptera, Vespertilionidae. The record is from the annotation of a GenBank genome assembly.